AUGCACCAGUCCACUCGCGACUUUGGUCUCCUGCGCCGCCAAUCUGAUGGGUACCAGCCCGAGGACGAGGUCUGCGCCGGCGAAGGCAGCACUUGCGCCGAGGCUUGCGGCACCGGCUACCUUCAGUGCAGCUCCUCCGACUCUUCCGUCCACUGCUACAACCCGGCGGCCAACGAGUCUUGCUGCUCCACCGGCACUGGCAGCUCUUGCUUGGGUAAUUUCUACUGCACCCACGACACCCAGGUCGAGACCUGGUGCUGCCCCAACGGUCUCAACCUCAAGGAGUGCGCCAUCAAGUUUGGUGUCACCGGCGCCCUGACUUCCGACCUGCCCAAGGCCACCUCUACCUCCUCUGCCUACAAGCUUCCCUCCACUACCACCACGAGCACCUCUUCCGUCAUCGUCGAGACCACGUCCGCCCCUGUCAUCGAGUCGAGCACCGUCGCUUCCAUCAACAGCACGACCCAUGUGCCUGUCACCUCGAGUGCGGUGCCCACUAGCCGCAGCACCUUGAUCGCGGCUGCCAACACCACCUCUACUCGCGCCUCGUCCACCUUCCACUCUGCCGCGCCCACCGUCCUCGAGACGACCGCUGCGGCUGCCCCCUCGCCCAGCCAAGUCAACCAGGACUCUGCCGCGUUGGCCAACGGCCCCGCCAGCCUGGCCCUUGUUGCCAGCAUGGCCUUCCUCUUCGCCCUCUUUUGA
Messenger RNA from Verticillium alfalfae VaMs.102, 705 nucleotides. RefSeq lists its product as hypothetical. Lineage: Eukaryota; Fungi; Ascomycota; Sordariomycetes; Glomerellales; Plectosphaerellaceae. The transcript has 3 exons. The record is from RefSeq and is a predicted model, not a curated record. The coding region runs from base 1 to 705 and encodes 234 amino acids.